AUGGGCAACAUGAAACCGGGUCAGGGAAUAAUUGAAGAUUUAAAAGGAAGGGCUGCAUGUUACAGACAAGACUGGAUUACCGGAACCUGUUCUGGCUUCAAGAUAUUGGGUCCAACUUUUUAUAUCUUUUUCGCUUCUGCUUUACCUGUCAUCGCCUUCGGAGAGCAGCUUAAUAGAGAUACAGAUGGAGCAUUGAGCACGGUGGAAACAUUAUCAUCUACUGCUAUCUGUGGAAUUAUCCACUCGAUAUUUGGUGGCCAGCCUCUGCUGAUUUUGGGGGUUGCUGAACCCACUGCUAUAAUGUACACUUAUUUGUACGAGAUCUGCAAAAAAAGGCCAGAACUAGGUGCCGAACUGUUUCUGGCUUGGGCUGCUUGGGUUUGUGUUUGGACAGGAAUCAUGUUGAUUCUGCUUGCAGUUUUUAAUACGUGCACCAUUAUCAACAAAUUUACAAGAAUCGCCGGGGAACUAUUUGGCAUGUUGAUUACUGUUCUUUUCAUUCAAGAGGCUAUAAAGGGACUGGUAGCCGAGUUCCAAGUGCCUAAGAACGAGAACCCAAUGUUGGAGGAAUUUCAAUUCCAAUGGCUAUAUGCAAAUGGCUUGCUUGCCAUUAUUUUCUCUUUCGGGGUACUUCUCACUGCCCACAAAAGCAGAACUGCAAGAUCAUGGCGUUAUGGAACAGGGUGGAUGCGAGCUUUCGUUGCAGAUUAUGGGGUUCCAGCGGUGGUCUUGCUCUGGUCUGCGCUAUCUUAUGCUGUUCCAGCCAAAGUCCCGCACGGUGUUCCCAGAAGGCUGGUUUGUCCCCUUCCUUGGGAAGCUGAGUCUCUGUACCACUGGACAGUAGUCAAGGACAUGGGUAAGGUACCAGUGCUUUACAUCUUUGCGGCAAUUAUUCCUGCCGUGAUGGUGGCAGGUUUAUACUUCUUCGAUCACAAUGUAGCUUCCCAGAUGGCUCAGCAAAAGGAAUUCAACCUUCAAAAACCAGAUGCUUACCACCACGAUAUGUUCCUGCUUGGAAUUAUGGCUUUGAUUUGCGGUCUCCUUGGGCUUCCUCCAUCAAAUGGUGUCCUUCCACAAUCCCCAAUGCAUACCAAGAGUUUGGCAGUUCUUAAGGGGCAGUUGAUGCGAAAGAGAGUGGUUAAAAAAGCCAAGGAAUGCAUUAGGGAACAAAGGAGCAACUCUGAAAUAUACGGAAAGAUGCAUGAUGUGUUUAUAGAAAUGGAUACAGCCCCAACGGUAAGUAUGAAACAAGAGUUGGCGACUUUGAAGGAGGCUGUGAUGAAACCUCAUGAGAAAGACGGUGUACAACAAAAAUUUGAUCCUGAGAAACACAUUGAUGCUUAUUUGCCUGUCCGAGUGAACGAGCAAAGAUUAAGCAACUUUUUGCAGUCCUUCCUCGUGGGCGCGUCCGUUUUCGCCAUGCCAUUUAUUAGAAUGAUACCUACCUCAGUUCUGUGGGGUUAUUUCGCUUACAUGGCCAUUGACAGUCUCCCAGGGAAUCAGUUCUGGGAAAGGAUUUUGCUUCUCUUUGUCACCCCAAGAAGGCGUCACAAAAUUUUGGAAGGUGAUCAUGCAUCAUUCGUUGAAUCAGUGUCGUUCAAAACCAUAGCUCUCUUCACACUGAUGCAGUGUCUGUACUUUCUGUUCUGUUUCGGGGUGACAUGGAUACCUAUUGGUGGAGUAUUGUUUCCACUGCCAUUCUUCCUUCUCAUAGUGAUAAGGGAACACGUGCUUCCCAAGAUAUUCAGCAAUGGCGAUCUCCAGGAACUGGAUUCUUCUGAGUACGAGGAAGUUGCCGGUGCCCCUAAGGAUCCCACUGAAGUCCCAGAAGCGGAUGAGAAAUCAGACGAUUUCUUUGACGCAGAGUUAUUGGACGAGAUGACAACCCACAGGGGAGAGAUGAAACAUAGAAUGAGUUUCACAAGUGAAGACAAAUACUAA
Messenger RNA from Neltuma alba, 1941 nucleotides. RefSeq names its product probable boron transporter 7. Gene Ontology annotation, cellular component: plasma membrane. The record is from RefSeq and is a predicted model, not a curated record. The transcript has 11 exons. Gene Ontology annotation, biological process: monoatomic ion homeostasis; monoatomic anion transport; transmembrane transport. NCBI's taxonomy places the organism in Eukaryota, Viridiplantae, Streptophyta, Magnoliopsida, Fabales, Fabaceae. The coding region runs from base 1 to 1941 and encodes 646 amino acids. Gene Ontology annotation, molecular function: solute:inorganic anion antiporter activity.